Meloidogyne enterolobii is the source of this 536-nucleotide messenger RNA. NCBI's taxonomy places the organism in Eukaryota, Metazoa, Nematoda, Chromadorea, Rhabditida, Meloidogynidae. The record is from the annotation of a GenBank genome assembly.
UUAAAAUGUCAAAUUUAUUUUUUUUUUGCUUAAUUAAUGUUAUUUGUUUAGAAAAAAUGCCAAAAUAUUACUGUGAUUAUUGUGACGCUUUUCUUACUCACGAUUCGCCAUCUGUUCGUAAAACGCAUAAUUCGGGAAGAAAACAUAAGGAGAAUGUUCGUCAUUUUUACCAAGCUUGGAUGGAAGAACAGGCUCAAAAAUUGAUUGAUGCUACUACAAAGGCUUUCACUACACAACGAAUGAUGGCUCCGAAUAUGAUUCCACCGAUUGCUCCAGCUGGGAUGAUGCCUCGUCCUUUCUUAAUGCCGCCGAUGGGAAUGUUGCGUCCACCAAUUAUGCCACCCAAUUCAUCUGGCUUUUUCAUGCCUCCAGUUCCAACUACAGGUUUCUCUAUAGCGAAUCCAGGAAUGCCGGCAGGAAUGCCUCGUAUUCCGAUUCCACACAUGCCAAUGCCGCCAACAACUACUGGAUCGGGAGGCGAAAGUGGAGGGCAACCACAACUUCGAACUCAAAUAAAAAUGCAGCCGCCUGAAUAG